UAAGUAACUAAGGGAGGGACUUAAGCCUCAUCUUCCAUUUAAACCUAUCUGUACCAUGAGUAUUCAGUUAAAACUGGUCUCUUAGUGAUAAGAGAUGGUGAAGCCGAGUUUAUAUUUGUAAUUUUUAAUCUAGUUAAAAUGCAUGCUGCUUUAUCAAAUAAUUCUGUUUAUGGUAUGUGGAGCAGGAUAGCUCCAGACCAGUCCACAUGUUGGUCUAAUGUAGUUGACUCUGUCUCUGUUAGCAUAUCAGCAGAUGUGAUUGAAGAUAAAAAGCAAAAAUGAGGCAAAACAUUGAAUAAGUCCUUUUUUGUUGAGCAUUAUUCUGUCUUGUAGUUUUACAGAUGGUUAUGCUAGCAUCUUAGCACUCUUACCUAAAGUGCAGAGUUCAUUACUGGAGGUGUCAAGGCUCAAGAACUUGACCAGAAUUCUAGCAAUUCUUCUUUUAAGAAGAAACUCACCUUUUGGGGUAGAUUGUUCCAGAAUGUGUCUGCUGCAAUAUCAUUUGAAGUAUCUAGCACUGGAUACUACCAUUAGUGGACUGCUGGUCUGGAUAUUAUGUGAACUCCUGAGUUCCUGUAUUUGUAUUUGAAUUUAUAGUUCUAACAUCAACCACAUUUUUAAAUGAUUUUUUUAUAAGAAAGUAAUUUCUACAAAUAGUAUUAGACCUAAUUUCUGUGGUUCGUCCUGUCAUCUAUCUGGUAGCCAGAGUCUGAGCUACCUUCUUUAAGAAAAGCAGAAACUUUAUUCUGUCUUGUUAGAGUCUACCUACCCUUAGGAAGCAGCUGAAGGUUGUGAAGAGUACAUGCUAUGGGCAGCCAUAAAGUAACUAUACAUUUUUCUGGUUUUCAUAGCUUUUAGUUUCAGCCUUCCAGCGUUCUCAUUCUGAAAGGGUAUGGGAAGAAGAGGCAUUUCUAAGGCCAUGUCUCCACUAGGAGUGCUUUGCAGUUCCUCCAUGGAAAAGGUGUUGAAAACUGUCUCCCGCACUGUGGAAGCAUGGAGAGAAAAUAGUCACCUAUUGAGAGCCUCACAGAACUAUUCGGCAAAGUGAUGGAAAUGAAAAGCUUGAACCAUCGCUUCAGCAUGGCAGCAGCUGAGUCUGACAAGGACUCUGGAUACUCAGAUGGAAGCUCAGAUUGCCUGAGUGCUAUGGAGCAGACGGACUCGGAGGACGUGCUAAACGCACUGUGUUGGAACACGGAGGAUGGGCCCUGGCCAUGCCCAGUGACUACAAACAAUUCCUUUCCUGCACUUUCUCCUAUGGUUGUAAUGAAAAAUGUGUUGGUUAAACAGGGGAGUUCAUCACAGCUCCAGUCUUGGACUGUCCAGCCGUCGUUUGAAGUUAUUCCAGCUCAGCCACAGCUAGUGUUUCUUCACCCAUCAAUCCCACCUCCCAUUAACCCUCGCCCUGUUGGAAAGAAGAGAAGUGACUCCACUAAUUACCUGCCUAUCCUGAACUCUUAUCCCAAAAUAGCACCACAGCCCUGCAAAAGAGAUCACUCCUUGGAUCUAGAGGAAGGUGAGGAAACCAAUUGCCAUAAACGCCUCUGCACUGAAGCACCCAAGGUGGAGACUUCUCCCCUGUCAAGGAGCAUGGGUUUGCCCACUAGUCCUUUUGGCCACCUACCAGUUAGCUUUAAGUCUGCUCAGGAUUCUAACCAGCAAAGUUCCUCAACUCUGACAAGUGGAAAAGUGUCAGCUCUUCCCAGUUUCCAUCGUAUUUCCACUGACACACAGAAAGUCCCAGGUUUGGCCCCCCUUUUGCCUUUUGGAACUAUGCAGGCAACAAAAUGCACCCCUUCUGAGACGACAGCACAAUAUAUGAUGCAGUCUGCAGUGUGGAGCCCGCCAUUGGUACCAGAGGAGGUUUGUGCUACCCCUGAGCUGCUCUUGCAGCAGCAAAGCAAGUGCAGACGCUUUCAGAAUACGCUGGUUGUGCUACGCAGGUCAGGAUUGUUGGAGAUUACCUUAAAAACCAAGGAGCUCAUUCAUCAGAACCAGGUGACUCAGGCUGAGCUGGAUCGACUAAAGCACCAAACACAGCUUUUCAUAGAGGCAAUAAAGAACAAUGCUCCCCAGUCCUGGGCAGAGCUAGAAGCGUCUCUGACAGGAUCAGAUAAAGCUGUUAGCAACGUUGAAGAUUCCACUUAUCCCAACAUGUAGUAAAAUGGUACAUAGCUGUUGUUCAAGCUAUUCCUGUGCCUCAGAUUUCUUGUCUCAAACUUUUACUUGAGCAUUUUCUGAGACGGAGACUUAAAACAAACUUGCAAAGUGUCAUGCCAUUUACGGCUUGUCUUCAGAAUCAGUUGUGGGACUGGAAUAGCAGAUGGGAUCUUGACAGAAUGGGUACUACUACUUCAGUGUAACCUUCAGCUCCAUGUUAACUCUGUGUACUUCCUUGAACUUGGGAAGUUUGGAUGUGUUCUACUGACAUGUUCCCGUUCAUGCUGUGAAAAGACAGUCAUUUUCAGUACUCUUCAAGCAAGCAUUUUUCUAUUCCCAUCUUCAGAUAACCAAUUUUGAGAAUGGGACAGCAGAACAAGCCCCCAUAUCGGGCCAUCAUCAGCUGCAAGUAGAUGAAGGAAGGGAGUUGGAGUAAGGAGGGGAAAAGGGCUGAUGGGGAGGUAUCUUUAGACUGAUCUACUGUCCUUUGUUGUAGCAGAGAGUCUUUCUGUUGGGCUUAUAACACUUUUGAAUUAGUGGAGAUCUGCUUGUGCUGAAGCAGCAUUCUGUAUUCAUUGCAGUCUUUGACCAAAGCAAUGAGAGUCUGAGGACCCAUCUGAAAUGACUUGUUUCUAUGAGUCUAUUUUUGAUUUAAGUCUGUAAAACUGGGUAUAUGAAAAUCAUGAGGCUGGCACUGGAAGUGUUUGUUCCAAAGCCAUAUUUAUUUGCAUUACCUAUUAAUGACUAGCAAGUGCACUAAGCAAGUGGCUUUGGAUUUUCUUUUGGUAGCUAAUAGAUUAAACAUUGACUGUUGUUAUUUAAAAGACUGCAGUAAGUUCUUAAUGGGGUACAAGAAGGCAGUCAUUCACCAGGGUUAAUUUGGCAAGCUUAGUUAGUUAAACAUUAUUUAAUUUCUCCUUAGCUUACAAGACUCCUUUUUUGCUGUGAAAUGAGCUUACUAUGUUUAAAAAUGGAAAGAGGUGAAGAGAAAAAGAGUGUACUGGUCUGCAGUGAAACAAUUCGUUCUCCCAUCUCUUCCCCCCACCCCUUUUUUAUUUAGAAAAAUCAGAUGAGUGCAUCUGUUCAAAAAAAAGAAAAGUCAGCUUGGUUAAUCUUAAAAAUUUGAUCUACCUGAAUUUGGAUUUUUCAAAAAUAUUCUCCUCCACUUAAAUAGCCUGCUUGCCUUGAAAUAUAGCUAGCACCACAGCGUGCAUAAGAUGUUAGGCCUUACUAGUAGAGAUCCACAGCAGUCAUGUUGCAAAAGCUGUUCUGCAGACAUUUAUUUCAUUUCAGUUUAUUUAGACACUUAACUAUAUGUCAAUCCCUCCAAUCUGAAGGCAGUAUGGGUAAGAGGAGUUAUUCUCCUUAGAGAAAGGCAUUCUAAGGAGUCUGGUUGUUUAUGGCGAUAUGAUUGAUGUGUUCAUUUCUGCUUGAAAAUACUUUCAAAAAUUUUGCAGCCUAGGUGACUGUAUAUUUUGAUGCUCUGGCACCUCCGUCAUCUAUUUCAGUUUCUUAAGAAAUCUGGAAGUAGAGUGGAUCUCUUCGUGCUAAUUUGUGUUAGACCCUUUCAUUUUUCUGAGGCCACCAGGAGUUAGUAUUGCAAAAGACCUUUGAGAAUGUUUUUUGUAGUCUUCCUAAAAUAUGUGCUUUAGAGAAAUUGUAAAGGAUUUCCCCUCUUGAUCACCUUUUUAGACUCAUGAACAGAAAUUUUAUACAUGCCUCAAGAGGAGAAAUGAGUCACAUUUGGCACUAGCCAUAGGCCUAAGAGAAAUUUCAUAGCAGGAUUUGCCCUAAACCCCUAGCUGAGCGGUAGCAAAGUAAUAGCAAUGCCUUUCAUGCUAUCCUGUCCACCUACUGAAGACUAGAGCAGUACGUGAGUGCAGUUAAAGUCUUCAUGGACUGUGCUCUGUCAUGUGUUUUUUAAAUACACUUGCUUCUAUUCUAUGUUAUAGACCUCUCAUAAGUCACAGCACAGCAAUAUCGAAAUCUGUCCAGAGAAACCAGAAGGCAGCUGAGUACGGUGUAAUGUUGGCCAUACCUGAUCUAGCUCUUUUGGAACCAAUUGUGAUGUCUCUGCACUGAAUGGCAUUUGGCAGGACAGAUGUGGCAGUACCUGGGGCUAGUAGCAAAAGGUGCCCGAAAAACAGGAAUGUUUCGUCUGAUCUCCUUACAGGAAGGAAAGGAAACGGUAGGAGAGAGUUCCAGAAUAGAUCGUGAUUCUGAACAGGAUCUGGAGGUGGCCCGACAGAGAUGAAGUUGAGGAGGAACAUUAGCCUUUUUGAUUGGAAACCUGUAAGCACUGAACUUGCAGAUUUUUAUUUGACUUUUGUGUUAACAAGCUAGUCUGGACUCAACUGUACUGGUCUGAAAAGUCAUUCAAAUUGCGUGCUGUGGCCCUCAGUUGCUGCUGACAGCUAACACGCAAGGGUAGCUUGAUGGGUCAGAUAGACUCCUGUUUUUCUAUUGAGUUCUAAUAGAUGUUCAUUUAUUUUUUAAUUAAUUCUGCUGCUCUGAUUGGAAUGUAAACAUUUUCUCUACCUUUCAGUCCAUUGCCAGCUCUGAAUACAGUAGCUUAAGAACUCCAUUACAGAGCAUGACCUUUUUGCUAAAAUUUUAUGGAAACAAACUAUGAAAUAUGAAUGAAAUAAAUUGUAUACUUGGCGAGUA
Struthio camelus australis is the source of this 4827-nucleotide messenger RNA. NCBI's taxonomy places the organism in Eukaryota, Metazoa, Chordata, Aves, Struthioniformes, Struthionidae. The record is from RefSeq and is a predicted model, not a curated record.